This is a messenger RNA of Leptinotarsa decemlineata (Colorado potato beetle), 2544 nucleotides long. It is a transcript of the gene Xe7, whose product is annotated as A-kinase anchor protein 17A. Lineage: Eukaryota; Metazoa; Arthropoda; Insecta; Coleoptera; Chrysomelidae. The record is from RefSeq and is a predicted model, not a curated record.
UGAUAAGCAGUAUUAGUAUUUGCACGGUUUUGAUAAACAUUCGGUUUUUUCUUUUAGAUUAAGUUCAAAAGAAUAGAUCGUUCCCUUUAAAGAUGACUUCAAAAUGUUUUAAUCUAAUAAGCAUUAUAUAAUUAGAGGCUUUUUUUUUAUAAUAAUAUUUAAUGAUAAUCGAUUUAAGUAUAACGAAAAAAUACUCUAAUUAUGAAUGCUUUUCAGACAUGCCCAAACACUUCGGAUCUGGUGCCGCUAUACCUUCCUCAACAGCUUUACUUGAAGCCCAUAGCUCGACUGAAUAUGUCCUUGCAACUUCCGAAUGUGAAAAAGUUAGGCAAAAGUGUUUCACACUGGGAGAUUAUGGAUAAAAUUCGUUGCCUUAUUAAGCCCGAUGAAUUUACGGUGCUAAAAGUAACAAAAACUACUGUCGAAUUCGUUAGAUUCGAAGGUGAAAUCGAAACUAGGGAGAAGCUUGAGCGGGUCAUAUCAAAAGUAGACAACAAGAUGAUAAAACUCAAGGAUUUUUCCGACUUAAUGAGAAUUCGAGCAGCCGAAUGGAGAUCAGAUUAUCCCAAUCGUCGUGUUUGGGACGAUUUCUUCUCAAACGCUCGUGAUAUGGAUGAGAUGAAACCAGGAGAACGCCCCGACACCAUACACAUAUCACAUCUACCUUCAAAAUGGUUAGUACCAUAUCAUCUAAGCGAUGAGGAAGACGUCACUCCAUCUGAGAAAAUUUUUUAUAAAAUCUUCGAAAAAUUCGGCUCCAUUCGGUUUGUGGACAUUCCAAUAUGUGAUCCGUAUAGAAAAAAAAUGAAAGAAAAUAUUUCGGGACUUCAAAACUCAUCGUUCGAUAAAACUGAGUUCUUCGAGGGCUAUGUGCAAUUCAAAGAUUAUAUUGGGUUCGUUAAGGCCAUGGAUGCCUUUCGUAACAUGAAGUUAGUGCGAAAAGAAGAUGACGGAGCAGUAGAAGUGAACAUCAAGGUGGACUUUGACAAAAGUAAACAUUUGAGUGAUGCUUCUAUUCGUAGGAGAGAAAUUGUUCGUGAUAGAUUAGUGAAAAAGAACAGGGAAAAAGAAGAAAAGGAACAAGCAGAAUUAGAAGAGAAAAAACGAAUGGAGGAGUUGGAAAGGCAAAAAGAGGUCGAUAUAAAAGAACAGAAGAAGCUACGCCGCAAGCUUCGUGAAGAGAAAAGAAAAGCAAAAAUUCUCGAAAAACUGGAAAUUACUGGAAGCGAUGAAAUCAACGAAAAAAUUGCAAAGGAGGAGAAGAAACUUUUGAAGGUUCAAAGAAAGUUGGAAGCUAUUAGACUGGUGGAAGAACUAUUCAGAAGGAUCAAAGAGAAAAAAUCGGACAAUAUGCAACUGUAUGAUAAUAUUUCAAACCCUAGCUAUGAUGAGCUGAAGAGAUAUAAAAACGCUAGUGAGCUAGAAGUUCUCACUCAGAGAGAAAAACUCCACAAUAUUUUGAAAGGAAGGGUCAUGCUUAAAAGCAUUCUUUCUGAUGGCAAACGACCAAGAAAAUACUCCUCGUCCAGCUCUAACUCAGAUUUUUCUAUUGAAGAUGAAGACAUAAGGCAAAGACCCAAAACUCCUGUGAUGGAAAAAUAUCCAGAAUUAUUUUAUGAUCCUUCCUGGAUGGAGUUUCAAUAUCCUCUGCCACCGGGUCCUAUGUAUGCAAUGAACCCCUUUGCAUCAAUGAGAGGUUUGCAACCAAGAGGAAGACCAUUUCCGAGGUUUCCCGGAAUACCUGGUCCAUCUAGAGGUGGAUUUAAUAGAAGACGGGGUAACUUUCAGCCACGUUUCAGAGGAGGAUAUCGUGCACCUAACCCCCGUCAGUACCCGCAAGAUACAGACGAAGAGUAUCAAAAGUACCUCACUAAAUUUCUUUACGAGCAUGAUGAGAGAAUAUACGUAGAUAGGAGACGCUCAUAUUCACCUCACCGGUUCUCAAGAAGAAGUCGUUCGCGAUCAGAUAGUAGAAGACGUUCUUAUAGUCCAUCUCGGAGUAGAUCCCAUUCAAGGAAUAGAUCACGGAGUGGUAGAUCCAGAUCUCGUUCCUACAGAUCAAGAUCACGUUCACGCAGGUCUAAAUCUAGGUCUUAUUCAAGAGCAAGGUCAAGAAAAUCUCGUUCACGAGAAAGGUCACGGUCUCAAUCCAAAUCAAAUAGAAACCGUCGGAAAAAUUCACAUAGGAGUAGGUCAAAAUCUCGAAGUGAAAGGAAGUCUAGAAGGACCAAUUCUUCAUCUAAAGAGAAGUCUCCAAAAUCUCGCUCACAAACCGGUUCAGUAUCUUCCAGAAGUCAGAAGAAAUCACAGAAUAACUCUAAAGACAAAGACAGAUCUCGAUCGAGGGAUAAGUCACGUUCUAGAGAAAAAUCUGUCGAUAGCUCUACUUUUUUGACUCCAAAGCAACUUUCGGAACAAAGAUCUGCUGCGAGAGAUCGUUCAAAGUCGUGGUCUUUACCUAAGGAAGGAGAGAAAGGUCGCUCCUGGUCAAAAUCGCCCGAGAGGAAAUGAUUGCUUUUUAAAUAAAUGAUAACUUAUAACAUA